AUGAGGCCCUGCUUCCUGCUCCUGCUUUCAAGAUGCUGUUCUUCUCUGGCCUUCACUGGAGUUGGCAUCUCAUCACUGGCGGCUGGCAUCGACCCUUUUGACUGGGAUACCAUCACCCCCAGUGACGAUCUUGAGUAUCAUGAUUGCUACGAGCAGUACAAAUGCGCUCGCUUGCAAGUGCCCCUCGACUGGCUCAACGAGACAGACACAAGAGUAGCCACGAUUGCCAUGAUCAAGCUGCCCGCUCUUGUCCCAGACGACGACCCGACUUUUGGCGGCUCCAUCUUCUUCAACCCCGGAGGGCCUGGCGGCUCAGGCGUCUAUGCCAUGCUCUCGUUGGGCCACUAUCUUCGCACCACGGUUGACAAGCCGGGCCGUCGCCAUUAUGAAAUCGUCUCCUUUGAUCCUCGUGGCAUCGGUUACACGCUGCCCGCUUCCGACUGCUUCAACGGCAGUCUCGUGUCGCGCGACGCUUUCAUUCUGGAGUCCCGCGGCAAUGGGCCCCUCACCAAUGGCGACCACUCCAUCGCUUACAGCCUCGCCAUCAUGGGCGCUUUUGGGCAGCGCUGCAGUCGGGCCGGGGACGCCAUGGCCUUUCUGCGUAAGAGGGACGCUGCUGCUCGAAAGCAAAAUGAAAAGGGGAGAGCCCCUGAAGUUCAGGACUCCGAAGAUGAGCGAGAUGAGCUUAAGAAGCGAUCUGCUCGCAAAAGGAGGCCAGUUGAGCUUCAUGAUGAGCCUGGAGAUGUUCCGCGCCUCCAGUACAUUGGUUUUUCCUAUGGUACAAUUCUGGGUAACUACUUUGCUUCCAUGUUUCCCGGUCGAGUUGGUCGUCUCAUUCUUGACGGAGUUUGUGAUGUCGAGGAUUAUUCGACCGGUCCGGGCUGGCUCGCAAACACCGUUGAUACUGAUGAGAUCUUUGACACCUUCAUAGAGGGUUGUGCCGCUGCUGGCCCAGAAGUUUGUGCUUUGGCCCGCGAAUCAGACACCCACGGAGCAUCCGAUAUACGCUGCCGUCUCGACCGCUUCCUCCUAGACCUGGACCAAAGGCCCAAGCCCGUGCUGCUAGACUCCGGCGAUGCUGUCAUUGUUACCGGCGAGGACGUCCGCUCCCUCAUUGGCUUAACGCUUUACAGUCCUCUGAAGGGAUUCAAAAUACUCGCCAAGGAGUUAGACAGCUUCAUAUCCGGCAACAUUACCAAAAUGGCCGUCCUGGUUUUGGGCUUGGGCGCGAUGCCGGCCAUGAAAGACGCUUGUCCUAUAACCAACGUCACCGAACCCCAGCUCAUUGGGAAGAUAGAAUCGCAGAAUGCCGUCGUUUGCAUUGAUGGCGACGACGUUACUGACAAGGACGUUCCUUGGUGGCGCAAAUACGUGAAUCGUCAGGUUAGCACAUCCAGCGUCUUUGGUGCCGAAUGGGCGACAAUCCGCCUGCCUUGCUCCAGUUGGCGAUUUCGUCCCAAGUGGCAGUUCAAAGGCCCCUUUACCACACCAGAGCCCGACCCGUCCAUCAAAUCGGGCCAUCCAGCAGCGCCCAUUCUCUUUCUCUCGAAUCGACUUGAUCCUGUGACGCCUCUGAGGGCUGCUCAGGCCAUGGCUGCACAGCAUCCCGGCGCCCGCGUCAUCAUCCAAGAGGCCAUGGGCCACUGUGCUAUCGCCUCUGCCCCCAGCCGCUGUACCAAGAGGGCUGUAGCUGACUACUUCGAAUCCGGCGUUAUCCCUCUCGAUGUAUCAGCAUGUAGCAUUGAGUGUGGCCCUUGGGAUACUUCUUGCUCUCUUGACAAUGCCACUAUGACUGAUGACGUCGAUAGUCAGGCCGCAGUCUCUUGGUUUAGUAGUAGAGAGGAGCGCAUCUGGCGCAAAAGGUCACCACUCGGUAUAUUAUAG
Messenger RNA from Trichoderma gamsii, 1884 nucleotides. RefSeq lists its product as hypothetical. The coding region runs from base 1 to 1884 and encodes 627 amino acids. The record is from RefSeq and is a predicted model, not a curated record. Lineage: Eukaryota; Fungi; Ascomycota; Sordariomycetes; Hypocreales; Hypocreaceae. The transcript has 3 exons.